Molecule: messenger RNA, 726 nt
Organism: Penicillium subrubescens
Lineage: Eukaryota; Fungi; Ascomycota; Eurotiomycetes; Eurotiales; Aspergillaceae
Product: GNAT family N-acetyltransferase
Exons: 3
Coding region: 1-726 (241 amino acids)
Molecular function (GO): acyltransferase activity, transferring groups other than amino-acyl groups
Source: RefSeq, a predicted model, not a curated record
AUGUCAAUUCAAAUCGUCCCUUUGACUAAGGCCGACAUACCGGCGGCCGUAGAGUGUGUCCAGAAAGCCUUUUCCGAUGACCCCUACUUCCGGUGGGCGUUCAACGACCCCUCUAAGUUCAACAUCGAGCGAAACGCAGCUUCUUUAGCAGCGCACUUUCAGUAUGGCCUUAGCUGUGACUGUCCCAUCUCGGUCGCCAAAGUGACCCACUCUCCAGACGACCAAAAAGUUGACCAUGAUGUCAAGCUAUCAUCGGGUAGCGUUGUCGGAGUUGGCUGGUGGUACUCACCUCAAGCAGCACGAGCAUCUCAGACUUGGUCCCUUUGGGCGCAGAAGUGGCUCCUCUCCUUCCGGCAGCUCUUGAACAAUAUUCGCUUCCUGGGCCGAGGUGGUCUGAAUGUUCCUCGAUACUGGAUCUGGAAGCAGGUGCAACAGGACGCACAUAACACUCUUUGGACAGACCCUCGUGGCUACUACUUCUGCAACAUGGUGGGCGUCAGUUCCCAGGCCCGUGGAAUGGGCGUGGGCAAGCGCCUGAUGACGAGUGUCAUGGAGAGAGCAGACCGGGAAAGUAUGCCAUGUUACCUGGAAAGUUCCAAAGGUCACCCUAAUAUUACCAUCUAUGAAAAGAUGGGGUUCAAACUAAUCAAAGAGAUUGAAUGUGCCGAGGGUGGAGACGUCUGCAAGCUUUAUUGCAUGAUCCGAAACCCGAAAUCUAAGUCUUAA